Podarcis muralis (Common wall lizard) is the source of this 1054-nucleotide messenger RNA. It is a transcript of the gene CHCT1, whose product is annotated as CHD1 helical C-terminal domain containing 1. The record is from RefSeq and is a predicted model, not a curated record. Lineage: Eukaryota; Metazoa; Chordata; Lepidosauria; Squamata; Lacertidae.
GUGGCCCACGACACCCAGCUCAUCUUUGGGUCCCUUGGCCCCCAAAGAGAGUCCCUAGGGAGCAGAGAAGGAGAAGGGAAGAGGCGGGAUUUGGCUAACGGAGAAUUCGGCCAUGGGAGAAGCAACUGCCGGAAGAAUGGCAGGCCUAGAAGAGUGGAGGAACAAGGCGACUGAGCUCCAGCUUCCAACCUGCCGAGACCAUGAGACGUCACACAGAGAGACCCUCACGAGAGUCGCGCCGUCGGGAGAUGCGCUUGUCCACUACGCAGAUGGACUGACACAGGACACCUUCAAAAUAUGCAAGGAGUUCCUGAGACCCUUCAAGAAAUGCCUGCGGAAGCUGAAUUUGCCCAAAGAUUUCCCAAAGGAGAAGAGGCUGAGCUGCACCCGGAAGAACCUGACCAUCCUCGGGGACCAUAUCAACAUGUUCCUUCAGCACUACUGCAAGACCUGGGAGCUGAAGCACUGGAAGAAGAUGCUCUGGAGGUUUGUCUCCCUCUUCUCAGCCCUCGACGAGAAGCAGCUGUGCAGAUUGUACCGCUACAGCAAGACCGACCAAAUGGCCAAGUUCCUGAAAGCUUAUUGCCGGCUGGAAAGUCCCGACAUGGUUGUUCUGCCCGACUGUGGCAAGCUGAUGAAGCUGCGUGAUACCUGGGGACUCCAAGGCGGUGCAAAGAUGCAGGGGAAACUAAAACAGGUGUGCUCACUGUCGCAAGACUCUGACCUGCCUCCGGGAAGUACAUCUAAGAAGAGGCUGCACAAGAGGCCCUCAAAGGCAAGAAGGAAGGAAGGUGUCGAUAUCAGUCACCCCACAUACAUGGCUACCAUCUCACCUACCUCUACCAGCAAUGAAGCAGCGAAGCUUUCUCCUGCGGCUGAAGAAACUCCUUUAAAGACUGACCGUUAGCAUGUGCGGCUUUUACCAAGGAGACAACACACACAUACAAUGUACCCAACGGAGAAUUUGUAGAAAGAGUUUAGCUUUCUGCAAGACGCCUUUUAAAUUAGGGCUCUGCAGAGACUCGGUGUCAACAGCUUAUAUAAAGACCCGCUU